This is a messenger RNA of Diabrotica balteata, 597 nucleotides long. The record is from the annotation of a GenBank genome assembly. Lineage: Eukaryota; Metazoa; Arthropoda; Insecta; Coleoptera; Chrysomelidae.
AUGCCACUUCUGAAUUCUAUUCAGACUGUGUCUCUCUCUAACCAUACUUAUAAUUAUUUCCCGUUGUUGCAGGGUUUGGGGCUGCAGGAUAAUGGAGGCCUGGGGAGCAGUAGUGGAGGAGCCGUUUCCCACUUCGAACCACAGGUGGCCAUGUUGUGCGAUUCGGGGAUGCACGGACAAGAGGCCUACCAUCCCAAGUACAUGACGGAGCAGGGAGAAUGGGUUUCCGACCUCUAUUCCAAAGCGACGUGUUACAAAGAUAAAAUGGACAUUCUCAACUACUGCAAAAAGUUUGCUUCCGUUGUAACGAAACUUUCUAUUGCAGGUGAAAAUAAAGAAACCCUGCCACAUCACGAACUUAGCGAUACAUGCGGCCAAGAUGCAGCCAUCAAAUCGGCUACUGUUUCAGAAGAAAAGCAUUCUAAACAAAGUUCAGUGUUAAGUGCCAACCUUUAUUUAAGUGACAGCGAUGACUCAAUAAAGGAUAAAGAUUAUCAACCAGAUUCGGACACUGAUUCAGAUGAAAGUGGAAGUAAGAUACUAGAUAUUAAUGGCGUUUUGAUAUACCUAGAGAAAAUAUUAUUUAAAGGCUACUGA